Molecule: messenger RNA, 2553 nt
Organism: Ostreococcus tauri
Lineage: Eukaryota; Viridiplantae; Chlorophyta; Mamiellophyceae; Mamiellales; Bathycoccaceae
Product: P-loop containing nucleoside triphosphate hydrolase
Exons: 1
Coding region: 1-2553 (850 amino acids)
Biological process (GO): recombinational repair
Cellular component (GO): nucleus
Molecular function (GO): DNA binding; ATP binding; 3'-5' DNA helicase activity
Source: RefSeq, a predicted model, not a curated record
AUGGCGCACCGCGCGCGACUGGCGCGCGCGCUGGACGGGACUCGACGACGCGCGGCGUUCGAACGCGGCGACGCGCGCGCGAGCGGGUCGGUGGUGCGGCGAUGGCGAACGGGCGCGACGGCGCGCGACGACGCGUGGGGAGGGCGAGGGGUCUCCGCGGAGGCGUUGGAACCGGUGCACGUGCGUGGGUUGAACGACGCGCAGCGCGCGGCGGUGCUGGCGCCGGUGGGCGCGACGCGCGUGCUCGCGGGACCGGGGUCGGGAAAGACGCACGUGUUGAUUGGACGCGUCGCGCACCUGAUUCACGAGGAGAAGACGCCGCCGAGGGAGAUUUUGUGCAUUACGUUUACGAAUAAAGCGGCGAAGGAGCUGCGGGAGCGGUUGAGGGACAAGAUUGGAGAGGUGGCGGCGAAGGAGAUCACGGCGGGGACGUUUCACUCCGUCGCGGCGAGAAUGCUGCGACGGCACGGGGAGCGAAUUCCGGGCAUCGGACGCACGGGAGAGUUUACGAUUUACGACGCGGACGACAGCAAGCAAAUCGUGCAGAGCGUGCUAGUGAACAAGUUUGGCGAGUCGAAGAAAACCGCUCAGCCGGGACCGAUGCGGAACUGGAUUAGUACGGCAAAGUCGUGCGUGAAGCACUCCGUCGGUCUGCGAGGUUCACAAAUGCUCAGAGCGCUGGAAGACGCCAAAAAGCCGAUACCGCCAAUGUCGCAACAACGCUUUGUGGAACUGUACGACGAGUACGAGGAUGGCCUGCGACAGGCGAACGCGUUUGAUUUCGACGACUUACUUUCGGCGACCGUCGCGAUGUUGGAGAUGUGUCCGGACGUCCGCGCGUAUUACGAGCGUCGUUGGAGUCAGGUUCUUGUGGACGAAUUUCAGGAUACGUCGACGACGCAAUACGAGUUGAUUCGAAAGCUAUCGCAGCCUCAAGGGUCCGUUUUUGUCGUAGGUGACGCCGAUCAGGCUAUUUAUGGUUGGCGCGGAGCCGAGGUGGCGAACAUUCGAACGCAGUUCGACCAGGACUUUAAGGAGGUUCAGACACACAUGUUGACGACAAACUAUCGGAGCACGUCGACCAUCGUUGAGGCGGCGCAAGCAGUUAUCAAGGAGAGCUCAUUUCCUUCUCCACUCGAUCUCGUCGCGCACACUCCCGGAGGACGAGACGUUGCGAUCGUCGAAGCGAACGAUGAUCGAGAAGAGGCAGAGUUCAUCGCCUUGGAGGCGCGUAAGCUCGUUCAAGAUUCUGAUUUGCGCUACUCGGAUGUGGCUGUACUGUAUAGAACGAACUCUCAAGCUCGCGUGCUCGAGGAAGCAUUCAUUCGAGCCGGCGUGCCGCACACAGUUGUCGGCGACACUUCUUUCUAUAGUAGAAAAGAGAUCAAGGAUAUGAUUGCGUACUUACGCAUUGUGUCGAAUUCGUCGGACACGGUGAGCUUGAAUCGCAUCAUCAACACGCCAACGCGAGGUAUAGGGAACUCGACCAUCGAAAAACUCAAUGCUUGGCUCAAAACGCUACCGAAGAAGGAUGGGCUUUCACCGUCCAUUGGUGAUGCGCUCUUGCGAGGCGCAUGGAAGACGAAUCCGGGUGAACAAAGCGAGCUGUUACCGAGUGCAGACGAGAUGGGAUUGACCGCGCGCGCACGAACGGCAGUGCUAAACUUCGUCGAGCUCAUGCGUGCGUGCCAACAGACCGCAAUGAAUGCGACCCCGGGGGAACUCCUAGAGGAUGUCAUCAAGCGCACUGGGUACGAGACGAUGGUACUCGACGCGGACGAUGGCGUCGAUCGCUGGGCUUUCGUGCAGGAGUUAAUCAAUCUAGCAAAGGAACCCCCGCGAGAUGUGGAUGAAACGAUCCAAGACCGCGUCGGGCUUGAAGCUCUGGGCGCAUUCUUGGAAGGAGUUUCGCUCCUGACGAGUGCAGAGACCGACGACGUAACGGGCGGCGAUAAAGCAAAGCUCAUGACAAUGCACGCCAGCAAAGGAUUGGAGUUUGACACAGUUUUCAUCGCCGGCGUUGAAGACGGAUUGAUACCAUUCAUCCGAAACGGUGAUAGUGAUGAUGACCAGGAUGAAGAAGUGCGUCUAUUUUACGUCGGUAUAACGCGUGCGAAGCGCAAACUUAUGCUGUGUCACGCCCGCGAGAGGAGGCGGUUCGGUCAGAGUCCGCAGGCGGCGAGGCGGUCAUUCCUUCUCGACAGUAUCUCUGCGACGCUCACCGGAACAAAGAAGCCCGAGCGACCGGUGACCCUCCACGGUGGUGUAUCCGCGCGAGCGAGAAAUGGUACCGGUAUGCUUGAGAAAGGCAAAGCAGACUGGAGCGCACGCGUCACCGUCGAUCUCCCGCCACCCACGCGCAAGCGCGAAGGAACGACUCGAGAUCGGAUCGUCAAGUCGCGAGACCUCAUCAAGAAGGUUACGGGUGCCGAUGCGGUGGUUCCAUUGCCGUUGCGCAAAGCACAGGCCGCGAGUGAGAGUUCGUCAGGGUCAAGCGCAAGGGCGAAACCCAAGCGCGCCGCGCGACACGUCAAAAAGUCGCCGGACGAGUAG